Molecule: messenger RNA, 5238 nt
Organism: Lasiosphaeria miniovina
Lineage: Eukaryota; Fungi; Ascomycota; Sordariomycetes; Sordariales; Lasiosphaeriaceae
Exons: 3
Coding region: 1-5238 (1745 amino acids)
Biological process (GO): mitotic spindle organization; spindle elongation; microtubule-based movement
Cellular component (GO): microtubule associated complex
Molecular function (GO): ATP binding; microtubule motor activity; microtubule binding
Source: RefSeq, a predicted model, not a curated record
AUGGCGAGCUCGCCGCCAGCUUCGCCAGGCACACUGCCUCCGCGGCCACUGAGCGCCAUGGUCCGCCCAGCGCCGAGAAGCAACAGCCGCAUGAGCGUCGGCAGCAAGACUGGUGGAGGAAGCAGAGCAUCCGAUGAAGACACAAAAACGUCGGUGAGAGUUGCGGUUCGCGUUCGCCCGCCACUUGGGCCGAACGACCCAGGCUUUGACCUCAUACCGCAGCGGUUCCAGCGGUCUAUGGUUCACGUCCAGACGCCCACAAGCCUUUCAAUCGAUUCGCCGCAGGGUAGGAAGUUGUUCGUGUUCGAUCGAGUGUUUGGGCCCGAGGUGGACCAGGCCGGUGUGUGGAACUAUCUAGAGGAUUGCGUCAACGCCUUCGCCCAGGGAUACAAUGUCUCCCUCCUCGCCUACGGCCAGUCAGGCGCCGGCAAGUCGUACACAAUGGGCACAUCAGGCCCCGAAGAGCAAGAGGAUACCGAGAUAAUGGGCGUCAUCCCGCGCGCCGCCGCCGCGCUCUUCGAGAAGCUGGAAGGCUCCAAGGGCAACCCAAACCGCAGCUCCAUGUCACAGCUCCGUGCACCAAACCGGUAUUCCACGCAGCCGGCGGGCGCAUCGCGGGCUGAGAAGAGCUGGAGUCUGCGGGCAACUUACGUCGAGAUCUAUAACGAGCAGCUUAGAGAUCUCCUGAUACCAGAACACGUGCCGACGCACGAGCGAGGCAGCGUCACGAUCCGCGAAGACGUAAAGGGCAAUAUCAUUCUCACCGGCCUGAGGCAGAUUGAGGUCAACUCGGUGGAGGAUCUGAUGGGCGCAUUGAACCAGGGGUCGACGCUCCGACAAACGGACGCAACGGCCAUCAAUGCACGGUCGUCACGCUCUCAUGCCGUUUUCAGUCUCAAUCUGGUGCAGCGGAAGAGCAAGCUGCAAACGGCGCAGGGCGCCGAGAAGCGGUUUUCGGUACCGCUCGAGGCCAUGACGGGUGCGGAGACGUGGGUCACGACGGACAGCAAAAUGCACUUUGUGGAUUUAGCCGGCAGCGAGCGUCUCAAGAACACGGGCGCACAGGGGGAUCGUGCCAAGGAGGGCAUCUCGAUCAACGCCGGGCUGGCGGCGUUGGGCAAGGUCAUCUCGCAGCUGUCGUCGCGCCAGCCCGGAUCGCACGUGUCGUACCGGGACUCGAAGCUGACGAGGCUGCUCCAGGACUCGCUGGGCGGCAAUGCCAUCACGUACAUGAUUGCCUGUGUGACGUCGGCCGAGUUCCACCUCAGCGAAACGGUCAACACGGUGCAGUAUGCGCAGCGCGCCCGCGCCAUCCAGAGCAAGCCGCGCAUCCAGCAGGUCGAGGAGGGCGACAAGCAGGCCAUCAUUGACCGCCUCAAGGCCGAGGUAGCCUUCCUACGUGAGCAGAUGCGGAGUGCUGAACGCGGCGGGGGCGAGCGGACGGGACGCACCCUGGCCGCAGGUGAGAGGUCCGAGCGGCAGAGCGAGCGGGAGUUCGAGCUCCAGAACCAGCUACUGGACUCGCAGGAAAACUACUCGACCCUGAGCCAGCGGCACGCCAAGCUCAUUGCCGAGAUGGCAAGGGCCCGAGACUACGAGCUCGCCGAAAGCGAACGCCUCGACGACACCCUGGGCGACAGCGCCACGGAGCGGCUAAAUCGCUCCAUCCGCUUCACCCAGGACGUCGAGCAGGUCGUGCUCGAGUACGAAAAGACGAUCCAGUCCCUCGAGCAGUCGCUUGCCAGCACCCGCGCCACCCUGUCCAACACGGAAACCUCGCUUCUCGAAAAGGAGUCCAAAUGCGCCUACUCGGAGACCAUCACCUCCCAGCUCCAGGCCCGACUGCACAAGCUGAUGGAGCGUGAGGCGAGCACCGAGAACUACCUUCACGAUCUCGAGGCCAAGCUGGACGGCCACACUUCCGGCGAGGAGAAGAAUGCCACCAUCAUCAUGGAGCUGCGCAAAGAGAUAUCGCGUGUGCGCGAGAACGAGGCCGCCUGCGAGGACUACAUCUCCACUCUCGAGGAGCGCCUCGCUGAGGCUGACCAGGACGCCGAGCUGAUGCAACGCGAGAUUGACCGGCUUGAACAGGUCGUGGAGCGACAGCGCAGCCUUGGUAAGCUGGACUCGCUGUUGUAUGACCUCGAUCACAUCCAGGAUGCAGCGCCGCCAGUCGAGCCUGAGCCCAGCCUGGGCAACGGCGCCGGCCACCGGCGCACGGCCAGCCGGACCUUGGCGGACCACUCGCGCAGCCAGAGCCACGCGAGUCGCAUGAGCCACAUGGAGGAGCCGAUCCCUGAGAGUGGCGAGGAAGAGGAAGACCUCGCAGAGGCGGGCGUAGAGCGCGAGAUGUUAGCUGACGAGCAAAAGCUUGCUCGUGAAGCAACACCUAAGGCUUCGCAGUCCAAUCUCUUAGAGAGUGGCUAUGACGCGACCGAGUACCCCCCAAGCCCGGCGCAGUCCAAGUUUGUCGCCGACAAGCUAGAGUCUAUCACUCAGGAGCUUUUCGACCUAAGGGUAGAGCAUGAGGCUACGAUCAACGACUACGGCAUGCUCCAUUCCAAAUACGAGGACACCGUCCGCGCCCUGCGGGAGCUUCAGGAUGCUAUGGAUGAGGCAAAGCACCCCGGACGGAUACGGGACUCGAUGCUCUCGGUCAUGUCGCCCGUCGACACCAGACCACAAUCUUACUUGUCAGACGCAAGAUCCAGCGAGACCAGAGACGGCACGCAGUUCUCGUCGCGCUCGCUCUCAUCCGAGUUGACAUCAGCCAUGCAGUCUCCUGCUACUAUGUUGGACAGCUCCGACGCAGAAACGGCUGUGCCAAGAUCCGACUCCCGCCCAGCCACCCCGAUUAGAGAGAAUGGCGCGGCUACGCUUGCUUCCGAGCUCAACCGGCUCAAGUCUGUUGCUGCUGAGAAGGCGUCUGCGGAACGAGAGCUCUCCCAGCGCUAUGCGCAGCUGGAGGAGAAGCACCAGGAAGCCCUUGACAUGGUGGAAGAGCUGAAGACUGAGGUCGCCAAAGCGCACCAGGCAGCUGCCAAUACGGAAGCUUCAUCGCCGCGGGGUAGCACUCCUGUGAUCCGCCGCAAGUCCAGCCAGAACGUCAUGAUUAUCGACCGAGCUCACCGAUCCUUUGCCUCGCUCCGUAACAUCGCCGCGGAGAACUUUGAACACCAGCCAGAUGUGAUGCAAAAUUUCGAACUCAACCUGAACGCUGCCAUGCAUGAGCUUCACGCUAGAUCAGAACGGAUUCAGGAGCUUGAGGCGGAUGUUGCGUCAGCUAGGAAGGAGAUGGAGACCAAGAUGACCAUCAUUUCCGGGCUCACCCGUGAACGCUCCAGCUUGAAGGCGUCCCCAAUGGACAUGGCCGUUGUGUCAAACUUCCGUGAGCAACUCGAGAAGAGCGAGAAGCAGAUGAAGAGUUUCCAGGAUUCACAGGCAGCGCGCGAGCGGGAGCUGCAAGCUCAAGUGGCAGAGCUGCAAGAAGCACUGAAGCAGAUUCCCGCACCUGCCGAAACUUCUAUUUCCGCUGCCCACGAAGACUCCUCGGAGGAGCUCGAGGCGCGGGCUAAGCGGGUCUCGGAACUCGAGGCCGAGUUAGUGAGCUGGGAAGACCGGCACAAUACGGCAUUGCAGACGAUGCAAGCCGCAGAGGAGGAUAUGAAGAAGACAAUCACAGAGCUGGAGGGCCAGGUCGCCUCCUUUACCGCACAGCUUGCCGAAGUCGAACGGAGAAAGCCCGAGGACGACCAGAUCGUCAAAGAGGCCGAGCUCGAGCAGCAGAAGCUGGUUAACCUUCUCCGCACUGAGAUUGACGAGCACAAGGCGGUCAUUAAUCAAACCGCAGCAAAGGUGACAGACGCUGAGCAGCAACACGCCGCUACCAGGGCUAUUCUUGAGGUCGCCGCCAGAGAUCGCGAUCUUGCUGUAAGUGAGGUUGAGAGCCACAAACAGUUAAUGGCUAGGCUCGAGGACCAGAUCGCCGAGCAUGAGCAGACUGUUAAGGCCCACCAGGAGAGUCUGCACGACCUUCAGAUUAGGCACUCCACAGAGCUCGAAGAAACCAGGACCUUUGCGAAGCGAGAGCACGACUCUCAGCUGGCGGCCCUCAAGGCCCAGCAUGCCAACCAGGUCAAGGCCCUCGAAGGCGACCUGACCGAAGCCCACGAGGACCUCAUGAAGGUCGCCACCCAGGUGGCAUUCGCCCUGGGGCUAGAUGUCAGCGUCGAGAAGAUCACGGCGCGUAUCGACGACCUAAUUGCGGACCAAAAGGCAUUCAGCCAAGAACAGCGCAAGUGCAAUGAGCUCGAGGGCCAUGUGGCAACUCUCACAAGCAUCAACGACACCGUGAUGCGCGAUCUCGAGGCCGUCCGGGCGACGCUAACCGAGCUGUUAGCUGCCGAAGAGGAGAGAGAGGCCAAGGAUACAUUCCCGGUCAAGGAGCAAGUCGCGUUGGUCAAGAAAAAGGUUACGGACCUGGAAAAGAACAACAAGAAGAACUCUCGCCUCGUUGAGGAGCUCGAGGACCAGCUGCAAAACAACUUUGACCAGGCUCAGCUGACAAACAACCGGCUGUCGACCCUGCAGACGGAGCGAAAUGUGCAGCUCGAGGAGGCGAACGCUGCCAAAAUCAGGCUGCAGUCGGAGCUUGAAACCAUCAAGGAAGAAUAUGCUUCCCUUCAAGCCAAGUACGACGCAGCUUCGGUCGAGAGCCCCCAGCGGUCCAACUCUAUCAACUCGCACUUGCGCAAGAGCGCGUCAGUGGCAUCGCUUCCCUCUCCCCCACCCGCUAUUCCCCUCCCCCCACUGCCUUCUGGAAGCUCGGGAGGCAAUGCCUCAGGGACGCCCGGGUCGCCCACGGGCAGGCCCGCAAGCAAGGACAUAGCCAUCUCGCAAAUCCAAGAAGACCAGGAGGCGCGCAUCCGGCUCAUCGAUAAGCACCUGAAGGCAGAGAAGCAGUUGACAGCGACGCUCGAGGAGGCGCUGACGGACCUGGAGCACCAGCAGAACAAGAUGAAGGCAGACUUAGACGCGUGGCGGCGCCGCGCCUCGGAGCUCGAGUCGGAGCUCAAGGAGGUCAAGGAGAAGCCGCAGCAGGACAACCGCUGGAGCCUCCAGCAGGUCGAGGAGGAGCGCCGCAAGCGCCACGACGCAGAGGUCGCCCGCGCCCACCUUGAGGAGCGCAUGAACACCAUCUCCAAGAAGAAGAAGAAGAGCAGCCUCAACUGCUUCUAG